UGUGACUAUUAGGUUAAGCUUGCAUUACUACCGAGUAUUUUGCCGGUGUCAGUUGUUUUACAGUUUUAUCUUACAAAAUAUUAAAAAUACUGUAAAAUAUAACACCUUAAAUAAUCUAGGUAGUAAAAAUUACAAGAAAGAAAACAAAACUCAUUCUAGUUAUGGGUCUCUUAACGGCGACUCUUGGAAUUCUAUUCCUGGUGUCAACUGUCUGGUCAGCAGAUGAACCCAAAGGACCCAAAGUUACCCACAAGGUAAAAUUUGACAUGAGCAUUGGUGGUGACCCGAUAGGAACUAUUGUAAUUGGUUUGUUUGGAAAAACAGUUCCUAAGACUGUAGAGAAUUUCUACCAACUUGCCCAAAAGCCUGAGGGUCAAGGUUACAAAGGUAGCAAAUUCCACAGGGUCAUUGAUAAUUUCAUGAUUCAAGGUGGUGACUUCACCAAGGGAGAUGGAACUGGAGGCAUGAGCAUUUAUGGAGAGAGGUUUGAGGAUGAAAACUUCAAGCUCCGUCACUAUGGUGCUGGAUGGUUGUCAAUGGCCAAUGCUGGUAAGGACACCAAUGGCUCUCAGUUCUUCAUCACCACCACCAAAACUCCCUGGUUAGAUGGCAGACAUGUUGUCUUUGGAAAAAUUCUUGAAGGAAUGGAUGUGGUGCGUAAGAUAGAAAAGACGGUAACUGGAGCAAAUGACCGGCCAGUUAAGGAUGUCGUAAUAACAAACUCAUCAGCGGAAGUUGUAUCAGAACCUUUUGCUGUGUCAAAAGAAAGUGCUCAAUGAAAAUAAUUUUAUUUUAAUUAAAAAAAAAAGUAAUAGAACUUGUCAACAUUAAUAUCCAGUGCAUUUAACUGUAACAUGUAAUUUUAUUUUUAUAUACGUACAUACAUGUGCAUUAAAUAUAUAUGUCAAAUGAUCAUGAGUCAACCGAUUUCUGUUAAAAUAAAACUGUUAAAUAAAUACUCUAGCAGGAUAUGAAUAUUGUAUAAGUAACCAGUAAUAAUACUAAAGGUGAUAAUAAAUAACAUUAUAUUUA
Molecule: messenger RNA, 1032 nt
Organism: Danaus plexippus (monarch butterfly)
Lineage: Eukaryota; Metazoa; Arthropoda; Insecta; Lepidoptera; Nymphalidae
Gene: Ppib
Product: peptidyl-prolyl cis-trans isomerase 6
Exons: 4
Coding region: 162-779 (205 amino acids)
Biological process (GO): protein folding; protein peptidyl-prolyl isomerization
Cellular component (GO): intracellular membrane-bounded organelle
Molecular function (GO): peptidyl-prolyl cis-trans isomerase activity
Source: RefSeq, a predicted model, not a curated record